AUGGCUUUUGUUUUCUCAGCCAGUUCACCGUCUGUAAGGUUGGCUUCCGCCGACCUCGGUGGCGGAUGUUUUCUUUUUCGUGACGUUGACGACGCCAACCCAAGAACGUGCAGCCCUCCUCACACCAGAGCUCGGGCCCUUGCUGUACAUCCCGUUCAAGACGAGUACCGAUAUUUGGGCCUUGACCGGGUGGCAACCUUCACAGUCGGGGCUGACGAUAAGUCAGGGGCACUCUGCGGACUGCUGAAGAGGCCAGCAGCUGCCCUAGUCGGCGCGCCCGAUCGCAUCGGCCCCCAGUGCUCUUCCGCUCAAUCGGCUCCGCCGACAAGACAAGAGAGACUCUCGGCCUAG
Messenger RNA from Purpureocillium lilacinum, 351 nucleotides. NCBI's taxonomy places the organism in Eukaryota, Fungi, Ascomycota, Sordariomycetes, Hypocreales, Ophiocordycipitaceae. The record is from RefSeq and is a predicted model, not a curated record.